This is a messenger RNA of Xyrichtys novacula (pearly razorfish), 8524 nucleotides long. The record is from the annotation of a GenBank genome assembly. Lineage: Eukaryota; Metazoa; Chordata; Actinopteri; Labriformes; Labridae.
AAAACUUUAAGACACCCCGAUCCUCCAAAAUUUGGGACGUUGUAUUAAUCAGGUGACAAUCAGGACUGCAGACAGGCAGGACUCUUCUACUACAGAGCCAUGCUGUUGUAAUCCCUGCAGAUGUGGUUUGGCUGGAAUAUGAUUGUCUUUCCUGAAAACGUCAUUGUCUGGAUGACAGUAUAUGUUGCUCUUAAACCUGCAGAUGUUCUUCAGUGUUAAUGGAGCCUUUCGCAGGUGUGGAAGCUGCCCAUGAUAUGGACUCUGAUGAUCUCCAUACCAACACAGAUGCUGGAUUUGGACCGUGAGCUGAUAACACACUGGGAGGACCCUCUACUCUUUAAAGCAGGUAUGUGGUGACCAUGAUUUUCAAAAAGAAUGUCUAAUGAGAACUUACAGCCAAUUCUGGAUCAUAUUUAAAGGGAUAUUCCGGCGUAAAAUUAAUUUUGGGUCAUAACACCGAGUUAGACACCCCCUCGAGAGAUGAAUGUUGCCGACCGCUUACUUCUCUAGUUAUACCAACUUUAGUAACAACCACAUGAUAGCAAUACACAGUGGUCUGAGGAGCCAUAAACAAACCUCAACCAAAACGCCACUCUAUAGCCACAAAUAAUGCUCAGAACAGCACCUAACUUCAUCAACAGUACAUAUAGGGUCCCAGCCAUAGCGCUAGCCACCAAACAUCUUUUUAGCUUUGCCUAAUUUCUUUAGGAAAGAGACUAAACACAACUCACCUACUCUCUUCCAACAGCUGCUUGUUUGUAGCGAGACCUCAGGCCAGUCCAUUAUGGACUACAGUGGGGUGACGCAGCUCAAGGAACAACAUUUACGAUCAUUACUUUAUCAUUUCCUUGAAGUAAUAAUCACCAUAUUAAUCAUUUUGCACUGCAGACGUGGUAGUUCUUCUGCCCUAGUGUCUCUGUCUGAUUGCAUUUCUAUGUAGAAAUGCUGCUAAAGAAAUCAGGCAAAUUUAAAAAGAUGUUUGGUGGAUAGUACUAUGGCUGGGACCCUAUAUGUACUGUUGAUGAAGUUAGGUGCUGUUCUGCGCAUAUCUGGAAUAUCCCUUAAGUUUUAACCUUCAUUUGUGGAUGCACUGACAGUCUGUAAUCACAAACUGUCAGUGCAGUGCUAUCUAAGGACCUGAAGAUCAGGACUAUCCAGUCUUGGUGUUGGUCCUUGUCCCUUUUGUGCUGCGAUUUCUCCAGAUUCUGGGCAUACACAAUAGUGAACACAUGCUGAGGUGACACACUCUAUAAUCUAGGUGAGGCAUUUUCUCUAUAAUUUAACACUCCAUUUCUUACUUCAUAAUGCUUGUCAAAACUUGUGUUGUCAUUCGAAACAGUCCCCUUCACAGGUAACUCAAACUAGAAAACAACUGACAUGUUAGACCAAAAGUUAAAGCACAGACAAUCAAUACUUUCAUUUUCAUUUUUAUAAACUAUUGCAAUAAAACUGGUAAAAUAUUUAAAAUAUUGACAGAGUUGUUAUUGUUAUAGAAACCAGUCACCAAUGUUGAAUCAACCUUCAUAUUUGAAAAUUCCAAUAUUAAAUGGAUUUUAAUGUCCUGGACUCAAAUAGGAGCACUAAGGUGUGGAGAGCACUCUAAACCAACUGAUCCUGUAUGCAAGCGACAAGGAUAAAGUAAUUCACUGGAGUCAAAGAGCUGGGGGUGAACUUGAACUCGAUCUGAGGGUUAAACUGAAACUUUUUAGGCUCUAUAGAAACAUUUUAACUAAAGAUGAAUUCUGAUUGGUUGCUCCAUCCACCUCCUCCUCUCUGUUUCCCCCCCAUUGGCUAGUUAACCGUUGACCUGAGUUUACUUCACAAUGAGCUGCAGGUCGAUGCCACUUUGACUGGAAACCUCAGAGCAGGUAGGAGACUGUCAGCAUCUUUUCUAGUAAAUUUUUUCACUGAAAUGUCCAACUUUGACUGAAGACAUACAAGAGGUAUUUGUACUCUAUUUUAACUUUAAUUUUAAGUAACUGCUUAAAGACUUCAUCACAGCUGUGAAUAUUACACGGUUAUUCUAAUAAUGUAUCUGGCAGCUUUGAGUGCAAAUGUGUUAUUCUAUUGACUCCUGACAAUAAACAAAAUUAGCACAUUUUUCAAAGACUUUUUAAAUCUUUAAAUAAAUGUGUGCACAAACCAAGAGAAGCUUAAAUAAAAUAAGACUGCUUUGAAAUAUAUGCUUGAAACAAACUAGACUAUUACCUGAUAACCCGAUUGAAGUGAACUCCAGUAUUUACUCACCAUAUUUUCACAUAUUUGGGGUUUUAGUAAAAGAUUAAAAGUCAACAAAAGUUUAAGAAAAGCUUCCUGCAGUUGCAAAGGUUGAAAGUUGAUCUUUCGGAGCAGCCGCAGGUAUCUGAAGUGUGUCCAAAAAAUUCUUGUUUUGGCAAAUGACAUGUUUGACUACAUUCUUUGUUUUAACGAUCUGGUUUGGGGAGAUGUCCAUUUCAAGGCUUUAGUAUCUGAGAGCUAUUUAUCUUUUUUUAUAUUUAGCUUUAAAAUAAUAAAAACAUAAAGUAGUAAAAUGAUUGAAAGACAUUAGGAGUGCUUGUUCUGCAGUUUCAUGCUAUGACAGAGAGUUUUAUGCAAUAAAAGAGUGUGUAACUUCUCUGGGGCUGUUUCUAAUGUGAGUUAAGGCUGAAACUUAAAGGUGCAAUCAGUGUGUUUUGUUGUUGUUGUUAAAAAAAAUCUAUUUGUUGUGUUAGUCCAACAAGACAUUCUUUAAACGCCUUGUUUUGUCCUGCUUUAGCGUGCUGUAAAAUGGUCAUUUUUUGUGUUAAAACACGCUCAAAAACAACAUUGUUUUCACAUUUGGAGGCUAAAGGAAGUUUUUUUCAGUUUUGCUUAAAAUUAAGAAUAUUUAAAAUUUCUACUAGUUACAUUUUACCAGAAGUUCCAACAUUUUCAGAUCGCGAUUUUAGGUAUUAAUGUCUUGAGGUUCUCUGUUCUGUGAGAGACUGUGUGAGCUGGUAUUAUUGAUAACUUUUGAACAUAUACGAAAAGUAUUUUAUAAACCAGUUUGUGAGUAUUAUAUUACCUUCUAACUAGUUUUUCCUCCUGAUGUCAAACAUGUUUAGUGUGUACACUCUAUUAAAAACUAAUAAAACUAUUUUAAAGGUUUUAUUUAGAAAGUUUCAGAUUAUUAUAUUUGGAGAUUAUUUUUGCAUCUUUUAUUUAAUCUAGUAAAGGUUUGAUUUAUCUUAUUUCAAUGUUCUGAUGUAGAUAUAUCUAAUGAUUGUCAAUCUUAAUAUUUCUCUCUCUCUUUUUUUUAAGUCAAUAUGGAGUCGAUCCCUGAUCUGAUCAGAAAGAAAAGAGACGGAGAAACGCUGAGUGAUGAAGAAAUCAAAACUUUCAUCAAGGCCGUAUCGGACGAUUCAAUACAGGAUUGUCAAAUCGGUAUGAAAAAAGAAACAGAAAAACUAUUAAAAAAAAAAAGUUCACAUCAUCACCUGCGUGUUCCUCCCAGGUGCGAUGCUGAUGGCGAUCUGGAUCAGAGGGAUGGUCAACACAGAGACCACCACCCUGACUCAAGAAAUGAUGACAUCAGGGGAGGUCAUGUCAUGGCCGAAGGAGUGGGCAGGGAUGGUUGUUGAUAAACACUCCACAGGAGGAGUGGGAGAUAAAGUCAGUCUGGUGUUAGCGCCGGCGCUAGCUGCCUGUGGCUGUAAGGUACACAAAUACACACACAAUCAUUAGUGCACUAUGAUUUAAAACCUUGAGUUCAACAUUUUGGUUGUCUUCAACCUGUUUUUGCAUGUUUUGAGUCAGAUAACCAUAUCUGGAGGAAAUGGAAGCUUGAUUAACAACUGCUAGCUUAUUAUCUAGCAGUAGUGCAACCUUAGCAACAAAAUUAGAUGUGAGAUUGAUUCAGAUGUUAUUUUGGUUAUUUAAACAAGGCAAAAACAAAAUGUCUUUACUAAACAAGACAUUUUCAGGCAGAUGUAGAGUGAACGUUUGAAUCACAGGAAGCCCCGCCCUCAACCCUUCCCCCCACUACAUGGUGUAUCUGUCUCUGGAUUGGGGCCAGAACUUAGCAGACAUUGUGCUGUGUUAAUGAAGACUUAUAGACUAAUGACUAAUACCAUAUAUGUAUUAGGAUGACAUUAACAAAAAGUAUGCUCAUUUUCUCACAUACUUCUAUGCAGUCAGACUUAUAUAUGGCCCCCUGCUGGUUUGUAGAAAUAAUACACGUUUAAGCCUUUCUGCAUGGACUUCAUUUAAACCAUGAGGCUGCAUUUAUUUCUUAUACAGUCAACAGUAUAUGGUCUCUAAGUGUAUAAUGUCAUAACUCCAGGUGUGUUUCUGGACAGGUGCCUAUGAUAAGUGGGCGGGGUUUAGCAUUUACAGGAGGAACUUUGGACAAACUGGAAUCAAUUCCAGGUUACAGCGUCAACCAAUCAGGAGCUCAGGUAACCAAAUAGAACUGAGAUGUUUUUUUCUUGUUUAAAAAUGUCAAACCUCUUUCAGAUUUAAUAAACGAGACAGUUUAACUUGUAUUUUAUUAAUUAAUUAUAGUUUUAAUGUGCAGAUUCGGGAGAUCCUGGAAUCGGUAGGCUGUUGCAUCGUGGGCCAAACAAAGAAGUUGGUUCCUGCAGAUCGAGUCCUGUAUGCCCUGAGGGAUGCCACUAGCACAGUGGACAGUCUACCUCUGAUUACUGGUAUUGAACCAUUAUUUUCUGAGAUAGAAUAAUCAUUGUGGUACUACAGUCAACUUUAACAUGUUCCUGUUGGUGUUUCAGGCUCUAUCAUCUCAAAGAAAGGUGCAGAGUCUCUGAACGCUCUGGUUCUGGAUGUGAAGUUUGGACGAGCUGCUUUGUACAAAAACCAGAAGAGCGCAAAAGAGCUGGCGCAGUCACUAGUAAGAGAUAGAAAUUGAUGUUAUAUUAGAAUUUCGCUGAUUUAAGGGUCCUGUAAGAAGGUUAGGUUAAAUAGAAUUACAUGGAAUCAAAUUUUAUGUUUUUUUAUGACUUGCAAAAGGAAACAAGAUCAUUGGCAACAAGAUUAUUGAUAUUUUAAUGUUUUAUAUUUUUAUAAUAAUUUGUUGUGUUUCAAUUGAUUUUAUUACCUAAGGUUUAUUCAUGCACAUUCAUAAAAAUUACAUUUUUGAACACAAAAUCAUUUUUUAUUUUUCUUUUCAGAGUUUCUUAUUUUACAUAAAAUUUUUGAUAUUUUUUAUCUUUUCAUUUUUGUCGUUUUUGAUUCAGUAAUUUAUAACAUUUUUUUAUUUAUAAAGAGAGAAUCAAAAAUGCUCACAAAAUUUAGCUUUCCAACGACAAAAUUUUUGUAUUUUUUUGUAUAGAUUUAGUUUAGAGAUAGUUAUAUAUAAAAAUAGAUAUGGAAGAGAAAUAAAUGAACAGAACUGUAAAAUUGAUUUAAAGUGUUCAGCUGUUUAUUGUCUGAUUUAUGAUGUUGAUGAUGGUUGUGUGUCAUUCCAGGUGAAUGCAGGUAACAGUCUGGGUAUGCGUACGGCGGCGGUGCUUAGCUUGAUGCACACUGUGAUUGGUCGAUGUGUAGGAAAUAGUCUGGAGGUCAUCGAGUCUCUGGAGACGCUGAAGGGAAGAGGACCUGAUGACCUGAUGGAGCUUGUAACGACUUUGGGUAACGAUGUGACACAUCAGCAGAUUUAGACUUAACAAAAAACAAACUAAUAAAUUACUGAAAGUUAACAAAAUAAAUAGAGUUGAUUAAAUAAAUAAAUCACGUAUGAGUUUUAUUGUUGUCUUGUAGGCGGUGUUUUACUGGUGAUGAUUGGCUUAGUAUCAGACCAAUCAGAAGGCCAAAAGAAGAUUUCAGACGCUGUGAUUGGUGGAGCUGCUCUUUCAAAGUUUCAGGCUAUGAUGGAGAAACAGGGCGUGGCCAAAGAGAAGGCUCUCUCACUUUGCUCCACCCAGACGGAUUACUUCAGUGUCCUAAAGAAAGCCAAACAUCAGGUGGAACUAAAGACUUCCACUAAGGGUAAAACUUUUAUUUAACGUACACUUUUUAAAUAACUUUUUAAUUGAGUUUAUAGAGAACGCAAGUCAAAACUUUAGAAUGACAUUUAUUUUCCUUUUUUAAGUAAAAACUGUUUAACCUUUGUUUUACUUUUUACCUUUUACACACAUAAUCUGUUUUUUAUUUGUUUACAUUUACAGUGACAGUCUCAUAAUUCAAGUUUUUCAUUACUUAAGUUCACAAAUAUUUUGUAAAAAAAAAAGGCCUCACUUUCAUAACUUAAAGCUCCAGUGAGGAACUCUCAAGUAGUGUCAAUUUUGGCGCCCCCUGUGGACAAAGUAUUUCUGCUUAAUUUUUCCUGUACAUGUAAAUUGAAUCUUUUUUCCCACUAAAUCAAACCCUCUUCUAACACCUAAAUGUAUUAUUAAAUUGGUUUUUCAUCAAAGAAAAUGUUGUGUUAGCAGUCUGCAGUUACUCACUUAGACUGACACCUAUCCCCUGCCGAUGUUUUGAGAUCUUACAAAUUAUAUUUUAAUUAUUUUUUGCAUUUUUUGAUGGUUUUGAUUGAGGUCAGUGUAAUUCUUAGUCUCUUAAAUGACCAGAUAAAAUGUGCUUACAGGAGCUUCAAGUAUUUUUGUGAUGUAACAUGGCUCUGUAUCCUACAACGAAAUAUUCCAAACUUUAAAUGCUUCCCUUUCUUUACUCCUGACACUGACUCAACACCAAAAACUGUGCAUAUAUUUACGUAUGUGGUAUUUUUAGAGACACAUUCUCUGACCAGGUUAUCUAGUAUCUUUGAAAAACUGUGAAGGACCUUAAAAAUCUGAAAAAUUUCCUCCUGCAGGUGUCAUUGCAGACGUGGACGGUUUGGUGCUUGCGAAAAUUCUCCAAAAAUUGGGGGCGGGUCGAUCGAAGGCUGGAGAGCCUAUCAAUCACAGUGUGGGGGCGGAGCUUCUGGUCUCACUUGGUCAGAAGGUUGAGAAAGGUGAGAAGUGGUAAAAAUGUUAAGGAUAGAGAUAAUGACGAGUCAGGGACAGUCAUUAACUUUAAGUUUUGUAUUUCUAGGCGUGUCUUGGCUGAGGCUGCACUACGACGAUCUGGCUCCGACUUCAGACCAGAUGAAUCAACUGCAGAACAUUCUGACUGUGGGGAAACAUGAAGAUGCAAAAAUAAAAGAAAAAGAGACUCUAGUGAAAGAAAUACUGCUACCACAUUGACAUGAGUUUAAUACUUUAAUUUAUCAAAUGAUUAAAAAACAACAACAACAACAUCUGAUGUAUUUCCAAAACCUCCUGCACUAAUCAGUCAAAAUACUUCUCAGUUGUUGGGAGUAGGAGUUUAUUUUAUUUACCAAUUCCUCAUUCCAAAUCACAUUUUAAUAUAGGCUAACAUUUUUUAAAGCUGCUAUAACUGAGUUGAAUAAACACUUUGUAACAUGUGGUUUUGUUGUACAUGUAAAUCCAAUGAGACAAAGAUACAGAAAGGGAAAUUAUGGAGGUGAUACAGCGCGACAGAAACCGUUUACUGCAUCUGAAUAAAAGAAACCUAAACACUGUGGCCUCAUGCACUACAACAGAAGAAUGAAUGGAUUUGAUUGGUUCCUGACUUCGUAGGAGACCCUGAAAACAGCAUUUUUUUCACAAGCUUGUGACUAAUUCCAGACGAAAUAAACUUUAUUGAUCGCACAUCAUGGUGGAAGUUUGCAUAAGAACUGAGAUGUUGUGUAACAGAGCCGAUCACUUUCACAUCCCAACCCCCCAAAACAAUAUAAGGCUUACAUCUGCCCACCAGAAACAAGAUUUACCCCUUUAACACCAAAUCACAAUCCUUCUACAACCUCCUGUCUCUAUACAAGAUAACCAAAUAAGCCUUCCCAAAACACAAACUUUCUAUCCUUUCUACUUCAAAGAGACAAAGACAAGUGGUCCUGCAGCAGCAUCACACCUUGACUGAGUUCAUUCACGUUGUUUGAUUUGUCUUUAACACCGUCUUAGUUCAAUUUGUGAAACUUUAACUUUUUACACAGAGAAUGUUUAACUAUGCAUUAAUAAACCUGUAUAUUGGUAUGAGUACAUUUUUGCUGGACAUUAUUAAUCACCUGAUGUAUUGUGUGCAGUGUGUAAGUUUAUCAUUUAGUUAUAUGAUUGAAUGUAUUUAUGUGUUUGAUUUUUUAAUUUGCUUGUUUGGUUAUUUUAUAUUUUUGUUGCCUGUAUUUUUUUCUUUUUACCAGCUGUUGCAGUUGCAGGAAUAUUUGCUUUAACGAAGACCAAAACUUUCCUUUUGAAUUGCCUAAAGGUUGCUUGAAAGUUUUAAAACAUUUAUUCUUGAAUGCUUUGGGAAAGUUUUAUACCUGUGGCUCUGAAGCGAGAUGGAGUGAUGCAAAAAACCUGAAAUUUUAAGGCUUUGUGGUCGAACUAAAAAACAUUAAGCUGAGUGAGAAGCAUGACAGUAUCACCAGCAGGGAGCGCCAGAGGAGACUAUGAGAAUUAGGUGAUGAGAUUUUUCUGUUAUUAUUGUAUAAUUUUAGAUUUCAGAAGGAUUGUGAUCAUUUAUUUCAGUGUUUUUAAACAGCCUCAUACCUCAA